Rhinocladiella mackenziei CBS 650.93 is the source of this 1497-nucleotide messenger RNA. RefSeq lists its product as uncharacterized. Lineage: Eukaryota; Fungi; Ascomycota; Eurotiomycetes; Chaetothyriales; Herpotrichiellaceae. The record is from RefSeq and is a predicted model, not a curated record. The transcript has 4 exons. Gene Ontology annotation, molecular function: transmembrane transporter activity. Gene Ontology annotation, biological process: transmembrane transport. The coding region runs from base 1 to 1497 and encodes 498 amino acids.
AUGAGUUCUCCUCCAUCUUCGCCUGGCGCAGACAAACCGGUCAUGUCUGAAAAGGCCACCGGCCCUGAGGCUACGGCCAUUGCUGUCGGCAGCGAUAGCAAUGAGGCCAGUAUCGUUGAACCGGAUCCUUCCGACGAUCGAAAUCCGCAGAAUUGGAGUCCAUGGAAAAAGAGACUUGUGUUCAUCGCUUUGAUGUCGAGCUCCAUUCUUGCUGAUGGUGGCAUGACCUGGGGCGCAACUCUUGUCGUUCCUCAGGCAAUCGAAUGGAAUACCUCAGUUACACAUUCUGCAACGUCUCUCAACUAUGGCAUCCUGCUACAAGGAAUUGGAGGUAUCAUUGCUGUGCCUUUUAUUGACGCUUAUGGACGAAUGCCGAUCUGGCUUUACCCACAACUCAUCACCCUCUUUGUCGUCCUCGGUUGUUGUUAUGCAGAAUCGUGGUCGGUGUUCACAGCACUCCGUGCCCUGCAAGGCCUCUUUGGCACAGUCCCACAAGUCAUCGGUCUCCCCAUCAUUCACGACAUGUACGCUCCCAAAGACUGGCCUAGGUAUAUCAACAUCUGGGGUACAACCUUCCUGGUCGGUCCUUUCCUCUUCCCAGCCCUGGCCGGCUACAUUCUCGAAGGCACGGGUUCCUGGCGCGAUGCGUUCAAGGUGCUCACGGGAUUUUACGGCUUCUCGACGCUUUUGAUCCUGGCAUUUGGCCGCGAGACAUAUUACAACAAAGCUACCGGCACACAGCAAACGAAUCCAGUCAAAGCCUUCCUCGGUAUCGGAAACACUAAUUUGCCCAAGGCUCACACCCUUUCUGCGUCGACGGUCAACAUCGUCAAGCUCGUCUUCACACCACCCAUCCUCCUGGUCGGCAUCUCUACGAUGGUCAACUUCACCUGGCCUAUCGGCAUCACGACCACGAUUGAUGCCUUCGUUCGUGCCCCACCUUACCUCUUUGGAAACGUUGCUGACGCUUCCAUCCGUUUUGCCGGUGUCAUCGGCGCUCUGCUCGGCUUUGUCUUCGGCUAUUUCUUCAAUGAAUGGAUCUACAACGGCUCCGGUGGCAAGCGCAAGGCGCACUGGCGAAGCGAGUACCGACUGCAUGGAGUCUGGCUACCCAUUUUUAGCAUGGUUUGUGGGCUGCUGACAUAUGGCUUGACUCUCAACUACGGAAAGAGCUGGGUUGGCCUCGCGUUCGGCUGGGUUAUGGUGAAUAUUGGACUGGUGGGCAGCACAGUUGCAAUCACAGCCUUUGCCCUCGAGAAAUACCCCGACCAAGCUUCUGUUGUCAGUGCUAUCAUCAACAUGUGGCGUACGUGCGGCGGUUUCUCAGUCGGUUACUUCCAACCCAGCUGGAUUGCGAAGGACGGCGUGGCGGCCGUGUUUGCUACGCAGGCGGCAGUUGUGGGCGUAUGUGUCGUGUUACUGAUCGGACCUGCGAUUUGGUUGGGAAGGAGAGAAGCAAAGGCAAAAUCCGCUGCAGAAAUUGCAAUGACGCCUUAA